AUGCCCAAUAUCCCUGUUCUGCUAGAAAUUGGUGCCGAGGCCUAUGCUUACCAGGAUCAAGUUGACGAAGUCAAAAAUCGCUUGAAUAUCAAGCAUAAAUACUUUGACUGCUGGAUUUAUGGUUUCUUAUCCAGCAAAAAUUUUAAAAUUGACGAGGCGGUGAAAAAGCUCGAUCGACGCAAGAAGUUCGAGCGAUUGCACCUCGGCACGCUGGAGAUCACGGAUUGGAUGAUGCACAAUCUGCAACGCGGUGGGAUUCAGGUCAUCGGCAUUAACAAGGAGGGCUGCUUGACGUGCUACGUGGUUCCUUCGCGUCUAAAUCUGAGAAGUUCGAGGCGGGAUGAGUUCAUGCGGAUCUUUGACAUAUGCCUCUGCUACGCUACUCACCUCCGCCCGGAGAGUAAGCGCUGCCAGAUUUCCUUGAUUGUCGACUGCAUGGAGUUAAGAUUAUACCAGAAUGUCGAUAUACCGUUUUACGUAAAUAUCUUGCAGCACAUCUACAAGUUCUAUCCCGGUUCCAUAGCUGAAAUAUAUUUUUGCGGGAUGAGCUUUAUUUUUGAGAUGUUAACGAAGGCGUUUUUCAUACAUUUGCUAAAUAUUGUCUCCGACCGUGUAAUUAUUCUAUCCAAACACGACAUUACGCGGGGAAAGAUGCUGGAAAUCUACGACGCGGCGAUCCUUCCGGAAGGAUUGGGAGGAACCAAUAAUUGUAUGAUGGAGGAAAGUUACAUAAACUUUGCCUAUACGCUUAAGAUUUUUUUCGAGGGCCUUCAGAGUGCUAUAAAGAGAGGGUAUGGCGUGAAGGAGUGGGAGCUGAUUACCCUUUACGGGAACAACUAUGGUGAUAAUAGCCUAACGUUUGAUCAUAUUAUGUCUGAGUUCAUUAGGGUUGACGUGGCAACCCCAUGUUUCUUCGGUAUCAACGAGCGCGAGCAUGGAUCCAUUUUCAACGCGUCUUUCAGCUCUUCCAGCGUUGUCGGCUAUAACGUCAAUAGCGAAGACUGCCGGAGUUGCUGCUCGUACGAUCCGAGUUUGUCUGGUGUCAAUUAUUCUUCACCAACGCUUGAGAUGGUACGCAUUCAGACGUACUCUCGAUUUCUUUUCGAGAAUUAUUUAAACCAGUUUAUUUCGAUCGAAAGGUUAUUUCGAACCCAUAUGUUGGAGCUGCACGGUCGAGAAUGGGCGCAGAUCCUGCAGCGCGAGAUCAAGGAGCGCCACCGCAUCCAGGAUUCUGAGAGAACCUUUAAGGACGAAGCUUUGUUUCGCCAAAUGACCCCGACUUUUUCCCUUUUGACGAGGGGACUAUUGAAUCUGUGCUUUAUGAGCUUAGUGUUUUAUUUUCUCCUCGCAACUUUUAUUAUCACCGCGGUGGGGUCAUCGUUGCUUCUCCGCAUUUUUUUAACCGCGCGCACCAGUAUAAAAUCGGCUCUUCUCUACAGCCUGAUGUUUCUUGGAAACGCCGUGCAGUUAACUAUGUGCUGCUCGCGUGGAUUCGACCUCGCUCGGGGCGCGCGCGAUGGUAGGUUCAUUCGGGCCUUUACCUUCUUCAGGAAUAGGUUCCUGACUUUCCAAAUCAUCGUUUGCGUGUGCUUCAUCGUCGAUUGCAUUGUCGUCUUCUGUGCUAUCUCGUAUAACAGUGGGGUAUUACUUGGGAUCCAGUAUACUACUGCGAUAGGAUGGAUCGUGGCGAUCAUAUUGAUAUUUUUCCACCAUUUUAUGUAUGUGUUUGAGGUUAAGAUGCUAAAUAAUCCUCCUCAUGCGUCGUAUAAUCGCCUAAAGUACGUAAACGUCUUGCCGUGCCUUUUUAUGACUAUCGACAUCGACGAUGAUGGAAAGUGUUACCCUCACACUAUGGUGACCAUUGUGUUGAUGAUUGUCUUAAUCGUGAAUUUGUUUUCAGGUUUCAAUUUCAUUGUUUCUGGGGGGGUAAUAUCAAUGUGUAUCUUCUCCGUGUCGCUCUCGGUGUUCACUCUUUUAUAUUUUACACUCACACUUUCCAGCAAUAUUAAUCUAUUCAGCAGUCUAUCCAUCGCCGCGUCCUUCUAUGCGUGUAUUUUUUGGAUGAGCACACCCUACCUCAUGAGGGAUUGGAUACAGGCUGGGGACCACAGUAGUUUGGCCAUAUUCAGUUCUCUCCUCGUCUUUUUUAUCAUAACAUCGGCGUUUUUAAACGUCCAUGUACCACUAUAUUCCAGGCUCGGGUUUGUAUUUUUCUUCUGCCUUUUUUUAAUAUAUAUUUUUCUUUUUUGUGCAUUCGCGAUUGUUUUGUAUCUGUACAAUUAUCGUGCGGCGAUCUUUCUGGAACCUUCCAUAGCUUAUAUCUUCUUUACGCUUAUUCGCACCACUCCCGCCACUAACAACUAUGGCAUCAUCUUGAUGAUCACAACCUUCACACUGGUGCUGCUGAUUUGUUGCAUCACCGCAGAGCGGGAUUUAACAGAGCUUUACAAUUACUCGUUGAAUAGUAUGCCGGAACGGAAUUACCUUGACGGGUUUUCGUUCCCGUCAACCUAUUUGCCUAACUAUAACACCCCAGCCCAGGUCAGCCCUCAGAAGGCGGUCGGCUCCACGCUUCUGCCUGUCUGUCUCACGCGGUUUCCGACGGACGAUCUCUCGGUUGUGAGUAUGGCGUUUUUUCUUAAGCUAGGCUUCAACCUCGACGCUGUAUCCCAGUUAAGGGAUCUGAGGAAGUGGUUUCCUGAUUUCCAUCGUGUUCGGUCGUUCAGCGUCGACGAAAAAGGCCCUUGGGAGACCUUAGCCUUCCGGCGGGAGGCGCCUGCGUACAACACAACCGUCAUCGCGGUGCGCAUCACCUCGGAUCGCCUGAGAUUGAUCGAGUCGAUUGUCUUUUGCGUUAACGACUACAUCCUAUCAUUUUUUAGUUUCGCCAUGCCUGAAACGAUACUAUCGCACGUCCGUUUUUUUCUUUAUUUCUUUGAAAAAAUAUUGCCACUCUCGGUGAAGGAACCCGCGGAGUCGUUGGCUAAUCAUCUGAAUAACUACUUGGAAAGCCUCAACGGGACGGGGGAGUAUGUAUAUGUCGUAGCGCGAGGACCUGUUGGUGCAAUGGUGAUAAUGGACACCCUACAAAACAAACAAAUGAACGCAGUGCUGUUUUCUCCACCACAAAUUAGUGAGCUGGGGAGGAAAAUGCGCACUGGAUUGCAUACUUUCCUUCACCGCAUUAUUUCUAUUAAAACGAGCGGUAGUCUUUUCUUUUCGUGGUUCUCAGAUGACCCACUCUCACAGACAAUUCCUUGCACGAAUGCCCACGGAAUGUGUGAGAGUAUUGAUAACAGCAUCCGAGAGCUCAGUAGCCUUUGUGAUACAUCUAUUAAAUAA
Molecule: messenger RNA, 3342 nt
Organism: Phytomonas sp. EM1
Lineage: Eukaryota; Euglenozoa; Kinetoplastea; Trypanosomatida; Trypanosomatidae
Source: the annotation of a GenBank genome assembly